This is a messenger RNA of Phascolarctos cinereus (koala), 1731 nucleotides long. It is a transcript of the gene FAM241B, whose product is annotated as family with sequence similarity 241 member B. NCBI's taxonomy places the organism in Eukaryota, Metazoa, Chordata, Mammalia, Diprotodontia, Phascolarctidae. Gene Ontology annotation, cellular component: intracellular membrane-bounded organelle. The record is from RefSeq and is a predicted model, not a curated record.
AGUGGGAGGUGGGGCCGGAGUGCUAGCAGCCGCCCCGCCCCUCAGCUUCAGGGAGCCAGGCCGGCCCGCGGUGGACAGCGACUGGCUCGGGAGCUGCAUCCCCACAGGUCCCACCCACCAGUGCCUCUGAAGAUGGUGAGGAUCUUGGCCAAUGGGGACAUUGUACAAGAUGAUGACCCUCGAGCCAGGGCCAGCACCCCCUUUCGGAACAUUACGUCUCGGCAGAACUUUUUCACCAGAGGAGAAGGCCAACCUCAUGGGGGCCCUGCCCCAAACAUCCAUCACUUGGGGCCCAGGCAAGGUGCCCAUCGCUCCCCAUUCUCUGACAUCAACCAGCAGCUGGUGAACCUGGGUUUUCCCCUGUGGCACCUGGGGGACCAGGUGGUGGAGCCUGUGAUGUCCAUCCUUCUGCUUUUCUUGGUCAUGAUGCUAGGAGUUCGUGGGCUACUGCUGGUGGGCCUUGUCUACAUGGUGUCCCAGCUGAGCCUUCGAUGACCCUGGCGAGGGGAAGGGGGGGGAGCUCCAGGGAGAGGUGUGUGUGUGUGUGUGUGUGUGUGUGUAUAUAUGAAUAAGGAGGGAGGUGUGACUAGCUGGGGGUGAGAGUUGGGCCCUUCCACUGAGGCCCCUUACCUUUUGGGAAAAGGGCCCCAAGGAAACAAGGAAGUCUGCUGCUGUCUCCUAGUCCUGCUUAGUAUCAGUCAGGAGGCCUUGCCAUCAGGGGGGCUUCUCAUCUAGGAGGCUUUCAGCUUCUAAGAACCCCACCCCCUUUUUCAUCCUUGCAGCUGGAAGACCGUGUUAGAGGAGAUCCCCAAGUUCUCUCUUAGUUCCUCUUCUAGACUGGACUGAGGCUUCCAGGAAUGGGGGCUGGGAGCUGGGGCUGGAACCAGUACUCCAGGCCUGGCUCAGGCCUUGUCAAGCCUUCUUUCUAGCCUGGGGGAUUUUCCCUUUUUCCUUCCAUCUCCAGCAAUUCCAAGGAGGAGAUCCAGCCCAUAGAGUCAGGUUACUGGCCGGUGCUAAACCUUGGACGCAGGAUGCUUGUCUCUAAGUGAGACAAAGUUCCUGGAGAUGAUUUUUAACUGGGCAGGUCCCAGACAGGAGGGUCACUGCUUCUUGAGCCUGGGAAUGGGGAUAGGCCAGAGGGGAUGGCUGAUUCCUAGGGUUAUUUUAUCUUCCCCUCUCUGAUGCUAAACCAUGGGACUUGGUAUCCCCUUGAAUCUGAAAGGGAGAAGGCUUUUUUUUUUUAAUUGCAGGGAUCUUAUCCUGACAACUCUGGCUAGGCUUAGCGUAUAGACAGAAUGAAACCUAUAUGUAGGUGUUGUGAGGAGGGAAGGGAGGAUGGUAGGUAUACACUAAUGGCUUCCAUCAUUGCCUUGGGACCAAACUUGCUCUCUUUAAAGGUUUUUUUCUAAGAUUUUUUUUUUUUUUGGAGGGGAGGAGAGGACAGAGGCAGGUCUAGAAGAUUCCUAGCAGGACAGGCAAGGGCUUAGAGGCCAAGCAGCUCUGGAACCAGUGUGUGUGUGUGAGUGGAUGCAAACCCAAGCCUUUCUUCUGGGCGUGUUUCAUGGCCAGGGGCUUCGCUGGAGUCUUGUACCCAACGACAGCCCUGGGAUGGGAAGUCUGGACCUGCUAUGGGAGGGGCAGACCAUGGGGGACUCCAGCUACUGGGGUGGAUCACUGAUGUUCCUGGGAUGCUGGGGGAGCUCUCUGUCAGAACAUGACUCCUUUCUCAAG